CGUUGGCUCACAGUUGUUUUCCAACACACGAGCGAGAAAGACCUGUGCAAGUCGGUGUGUUUGUGUACAGAGAUAAGUUUAGGAAUUUCAGACAACAUUUAACGAACAAUUCUAGUGCAGACGACUCAUUGAAAUAAAGGCAGUUGAAAGUAAAGUUAUUUGAUUAAAGUUUGGAGAGUUCCAGUUGAACAGAAGUUGUGCUUGUGGUUUUCAAUUAGGCAGGCUCAACUUUGUGGUCGCAAUUAAUCAUUGCCAUCUGCUGCUAGAGAGUCUGGGACGUGCUUGUUGAGUGAUGAGUAAUAGUUGGUGAUCGGUUUAAAUUCCACACAAGUACAGCUGCACCGCCAACAUCCGCUUCAAUGACUAAAGUUGAGGACCAAUCCGGCAUGGUCCAUCGGGGACCUGUCAAAAACCGAUCCUGCACAGACAUUUUCUGUCUUAUAAUCUUCAUUGCUUUCUUGGUCGGUUGGGGCAUCAUUGGAUUCUACGGAUUCACACUGGGCGAUCCGCAACGCCUCCUCCAUCCUACUGAUAGCAAUGGAAAAAUUUGCGGUGUCGAUGAGACAGUGAAGGAUAAGCCCAACCUAUUCUAUUUUGAUCUCACUCGAUGCGCCGACCCCUCCAUCUUCAUAACCGGAUGUCCCACUCCGCAAGUCUGUGUCAAGUCGUGUCCAACUGAAAACUUUUUAGCCAUUGCUUCAGCUGCCGAAAAAGGAGAUGAGCUGAUCAAACCCAAAUUGAAAUGCAAAGAGAACGUGACUCUCAGUCAGUUUAGCGUGAAACAACUCGUGGAUCAAGGAUUGUGCGCCAGUUAUUACCUUCAAAGCGAGCCGAUCGCCGGCAGAUGUAUUCCUUCGCUUACCAACAUGACCACAGAUUCUAUAAUCUUUUCGAAUCCUGCUGUCCGUGAGGUUCCAAUCCCGAUAGAAGAUAUAGUCAACGGCACCAUAUUCUUAGCGCAGCUUUUGAGUGCUGGACAGACAUUCGAUCGGAUUUUUCAAGACUAUUCCGAGACAUGGUGGAUUAUAUUGAUCGGACUGGCCGUCUCUAUGAUAAUAUCUCUCUUCUGGAUUGUUUUGAUGAGAUUCGCGGCUGGAUUUAUGGUCUGGUUGUCAAUUUUGGCCAUUCUAGCUCUUCAGGGAUUUGGAUUCUGGUAUUGCUUUACGCGGUACACCGAGCUAAAGGAAUUCCCGGGAGGCAAUAAUCAAACGCUGGCCCAAAUCGCAUUCACCACAAACCUGGGUACCUACUUGGAAUUGAAGGAAACAUGGCUGGCAUUUGUCAUAAUCUUAGGCAUUUCAAUGGUUGUCAUUGUGUUGAUGCUAAUCUUUUUGCGCAACCGAAUUCGAAUUGCCAUUGCCCUCAUCGGCCACGCCAGCAAGGCUGUUGCUAGCCUCAUGAGCACUUUAGUGUUCCCCAUCUUCCCUUGGGUGUUCCAAGUGCUUGUGAUUGGCUAUUUCGGUGCAGUUGCUCUCUACGCGGCCUCGAUAGGUAAAUCCACGUUCAAGGUGGUGGGUCCGGACAACAUGACGACAACCAACUGCAGUUGCACUUCAGUGAUUGAUUCGGUGGGCACUUGCAUCCCUCUCGGCUUCGAACAAAUUUGUUCGGGUCAAUGUCCUGGCGCCAUUUGCAAAUUCUUCGAGACGGGUGGAAACUUUUACGUGACUGUCCUUCAGAUCUACAACCUUUUUGGUCUGUUUUGGGGUCUCUUCUUCGUUUCUGCUUUGUCUGAAAUGGUGCUGGCAGGCGCCUUUGCCUCCUGGUACUGGGCAUUCGACAAAUCUCGCGACGUGCCAUUCUACUCCUUGACCAACAGUUUCUUCAGGACCAUUUUCUACCAUAUGGGUACCGUUGCCUUUGGCUCUCUGAUCAUCGCCAUCAUUCGUUCCGUCCGCGUUUUACUGGAAUACCUCGACCGAAAAGUGCGUGAAUACUCGGACACUUCCUGCAGCCGUGCCAUGAUGUGUCUAUGCAAAUGCUGUUUCUGGAUGUUGGAAAAAUUCAUGCGAUUUGUCAACCGCAACGCGUACGUACUGUGCGCCAUUAAUGGCACGGGUUUCUGCGAAUCAGCUUCGGAGGCUUUCUCGCUUCUCUUACGUAACGUCGUUCGAGUCGCCGUCUUGGACAAAGUGACGGAUUUCCUGUUGUUUAUCGGCCGUCUCGUCAUUGUCACAUCUGUGGGCAUACUGUCCUUUUAUGUCUUCACCAACCGGAUUCAUUACAUCAACGAAUAUCUGCCGCCCACCCACUACUACAUGGUGCCAAUUAUCACCACCGUGUUGGGAGCCUACUUCAUAUCCGGUCUGUUUUUCAGCGUCUACGCUAUGGCGAUCGACACCAUCUUUAUCUGUUUUCUACAAGAUACAGAAAUGAACGACGGGUCGCCGGAAAAGCCGUUUUACAUGUCCCAGGAGUUAAUGGAAAUUCUUGGUAAGAAGAACAAGUCGUAAGCGAAACCAGUUUUGUAACUUUUCUUCCUCCGUUUUUUUCGUUUCGUUUUAAAAAUUCACAUCGCAUAUUAAUUUUUGCAUAAAAAAAUGUUUCCGAGUAAACUCGUGUUGAUUGGGAGAAAUGAGCACUGAUGUAUGCCUUUCUUCUGCCUUAAACUGUUGGCCCUGUGUUUUCCUUAUUGUAUUCUUCUAUGGGCGAAUUGUUUUGAUACUGUUGUCGCCAUAUGUUUCAUGAGAUAUCCGAAGUGCCAUAAUCUCCUGGUUGUUCUUUUGGUUCAUUUUCACUCCCCGUCUUAAAAUACAAUCAAAUUUUUUUGCCAA
Molecule: messenger RNA, 2774 nt
Organism: Daphnia pulicaria
Lineage: Eukaryota; Metazoa; Arthropoda; Branchiopoda; Diplostraca; Daphniidae
Gene: Ctl2
Product: choline transporter-like protein 2
Exons: 12
Coding region: 360-2453 (697 amino acids)
Biological process (GO): transmembrane transport
Cellular component (GO): membrane
Molecular function (GO): transmembrane transporter activity
Source: RefSeq, a predicted model, not a curated record